CCAUGGAAUCCCGGUCUUCUCUGGGAUCUGAAGGUCACGGGUUCGAGUCUUCCGCCAGGCAUCUUUUUGACAUCGCCAUGUCGGCGGAUCAAGUCGCGAAGCGGUUAGAUGGUGUGCCCGUGUACACUGUGACUAACACGGCUAGCGAGUUCGUGCUUAUAUCGGACAUGGGGGGGAAUAAGUCGCUCGGGCUGUUCUGCUUCAGGCGAGAAGACGCCGAAGCGCUGCUGGCUCAGGUAAAAGAUCGCGAGCCCUCCCUGGGGCGUGGGGCGAAAGUGGUCCCGGUGUCACUAGACAAGGUUGUACCAACUGUCAGCAGAGGGCAUCGCAUUCCGCUUCCUGCAGACCCUGUUCAAGUCAAGCACGCCAUUCAGGUUUUGUCAGCAUCUGGAGAUACUGCACGAGCGUUUGAUGGGGUUCCAGUCUUUCAGUCAGAGAAUCUCAUUCUUCGCAGCAAGAACAGGCGCUUCUGCCCCGGUCUUCUUCAAUAAGGAGGAUUUGGAUGCGGCCCUGAAGAAGGCGAUCAAGCAGAAGCAGGCAGUCAACCCCAACAUGCGAGUCACCAACAACAUUCAGGUCGGCAGCUUUGAAGAUGUGCUCAAAAUGCUGGAGCGAAACGAUGAGGACUCGCUGUGGGGUGACCUGCUCUUUAUCCCGCCGGGCAUGGAUGUGGAUGGGUUACUAGGCAAGGCUGUGGCAGCAGCAGCACCACACCGUCCUGUUCUCUGCUAGCCUGGUUACACACUCAGAUGAAAAUCAUCCACCCACGUUACACAUAAAGAGUUGUUCAAGGGCCCUUGCUGUUGGUGCCUGGCAGCCUGGGGUUUCCAGCUUAGAAAGAGCAUAGAGAUACGUGAUAGGCAGAGACAAAGAUUGCUACCAGUUCAACCUUGUCCUUCGAAUCAUCAGCAGCGGUUCACUUUCACUGGUUCAUGCUCAGCAACACUCUUUCUGGGACUCUGUCUGCGGCCAUUCAGUGUUGAGACGACCCAAUGUUCCGUACUUCUGCAUACUGCGAAUCACCCACAACCUUGUUUUGGAUGAUUUGCAACUUCUUUCACUGGUUCAUGCUCAGCAGCGUCCUUUCUGGGCUCCUGUGGCCAUUCAAGGUCA
Messenger RNA from Closterium sp. NIES-67, 1113 nucleotides. NCBI's taxonomy places the organism in Eukaryota, Viridiplantae, Streptophyta, Zygnematophyceae, Desmidiales, Closteriaceae. The record is from the annotation of a GenBank genome assembly.